AAACUUUAUUCACCUCAUCAACAUGAAAUUUUUUAUUGUCUCAAUGGCCAUUGUGGCAGUGGUGGCGGCCGAUGUCUCUCACUUGAAUCUCAGUCCGUUAGUUAAAAUUUUAAGACAGUCGUCGGACGUUGCACCGGAUGGUUCAUACAAUUAUCAUUACGAGACGGAAAAUGGAAUUUUCGCCGAAGAAUCUGGACAGCCGGGGGCAGUUGGACCCGAGGGACCGGCAGUUGUCGUGAAGGGAAGCUACAGAUACCUCGGCGAUGAUGGUGUUACCUAUGAGGUUCAUUAUCAGGCCGAUGAAAAUGGCUUCCAUCCAGAGGGCGCACACAUUCCGGCAGUUCCCGCCGCUAUUCAACGAUCAUUGCAAUUCAACGAGGCCCAUCCGGAAGUUCGAAUUCCUAAAGAAAAUUUUAAACCGACUACGGCAAAAUCCGCUCCUUUUCGGUUUUGAAGUGAUAUCUAAUUUUUAAUGAACUCUUUAUCUUCUCUACAUACUUUCCUCUGCUCAAUAAAAAAUAGUUUAGCAAAAAAAAAAAUUGAAAAGUUAGUUUUA
Messenger RNA from Leptopilina heterotoma, 556 nucleotides. RefSeq names its product larval cuticle protein 65Ag1-like. Gene Ontology annotation, molecular function: structural constituent of chitin-based larval cuticle. Bases 23 to 454 code for a protein of 143 amino acids. The transcript is spliced from 2 exons. NCBI's taxonomy places the organism in Eukaryota, Metazoa, Arthropoda, Insecta, Hymenoptera, Figitidae. Gene Ontology annotation, cellular component: chitin-based extracellular matrix. The record is from RefSeq and is a predicted model, not a curated record.